AUGGCCGGACUUCUCGAAGCAUGGAAGCUACAGCCCCAAGACCGCCUAGCGAUAUUCGACAAGGAGAUCGCCCCCCAUGAGCUCCAGCCCUACCUGCAUCUCCACCACCAAGAUGACGGCAAGAGGCCAGUGGCCGUGCUGAUUGUCGGCCAGACGGGCGCCGGGAAGACGCGCCUGGCUCCCGACCUGACCAAGGCCAUGGUCGACGGGAGCCGCACCCUCGCCCACUUCAUCGCCGACACGUACAAGACGUACCACCCUCACUACGCUGAGUGCCUGGAAAAGGCGCCCGAAAAGGCUUCCGUCCUGGCCGGCCUCGACGCCCGCAUCUGGCUCACCAUGGCCUGCGAAUACGCCGCCGACCAGCGCCUCGACGUCCUGGUCGAGUCGGCCUGCCGCCACCCCGACGACUUCUGCGACCUAGCCGAGCUGUUCCACAAGCGCGGCUAUAACGUGCGCGUCGCCAUCCUUGCCGUGCCCGAGGCGCUCAGCCGCCUCGGCAUUCUGGUCCGCUACUACCGCAACCUGCCCGAGGCCCAGUCUCGCAACCUCCCCCUCCGUCUAACCCCUAAGAAGGUCCACGACGACAGCUACGCCGGGCUGGCCCUUGCUGCCAGCUUCAUUGACCAGAACCCGGCAGCCGAUGCCGUCAUUGUUGUGCGCAGAAAUAACAUGCUGGCCUACAAAAACGAGCGCGCGGCGACAACUGCAAGCGGCGGCACCCGAGCUUGGCAAGCCGACGCCGGCGCGUCUAGGAGUCUGGAAAUCGAGAGGACACGCCCCCUGUCGCUUGAAGAAAGACGCACGGCCGAGAGUGACGUCGAAGAGCUCAAGAAACUGCACGAUCCCAAGGUGGACGCCCAGAUUCGGGAAAUCGAGGGCUAUCUAGCGAGUCUCGCAGCUGGUAGUGAUUCCGGACAGCCGCUGCUGCCCCCUCUCGAGCCUUUGGAUGCU
Molecule: messenger RNA, 954 nt
Organism: Lasiosphaeria miniovina
Lineage: Eukaryota; Fungi; Ascomycota; Sordariomycetes; Sordariales; Lasiosphaeriaceae
Product: zeta toxin-domain-containing protein
Exons: 1
Molecular function (GO): kinase activity; ATP binding
Source: RefSeq, a predicted model, not a curated record